Messenger RNA from Lynx canadensis (Canada lynx), 477 nucleotides. RefSeq names its product synaptonemal complex protein 3-like. Bases 1 to 477 code for a protein of 158 amino acids. Gene Ontology annotation, biological process: meiotic cell cycle; spermatid development. The transcript is spliced from 6 exons. The record is from RefSeq and is a predicted model, not a curated record. Lineage: Eukaryota; Metazoa; Chordata; Mammalia; Carnivora; Felidae. Gene Ontology annotation, cellular component: synaptonemal complex.
AUGGAGCCACCUCGGAGGAAGCGCCUGAGGAGAGCUGCGAAGGCCCCGGUGGAGGCUCCGGGUAUGGCAGCCAAUGACUUUUGGGGACAAGAGAGAAGAGACCUGAGUGGGCCGGAGGCUGUUCCUGAAGGAAACAAUCCAGUACCGGAUAAGCCCGGGGAGAGCAGUCCUUCUGCAGGAACAUUUGAGGACGAUGUGGGGAAUGAAGUACAGAAGAUGCUGGAAAGGCUUGGAGUUGACAUUAAACAGGCUCUUCUCACAAAGAGAAAAAUGUUCGAAAUGGGUACAAAAGCUUCUAUCAAAAUCACUAACGAAACAAUUGAGCAUGUUUGGAAACUACAACAAGAACAAAGGCAGAAUCUUCAUCGCAAAUAUUCUCAGCAGUUUCUGACUUUGUUUCGGGAGUGGAAUGUAGACAUGCAGAAAGCCCAGAAACAACAAGAAAAACUAGCCGGAUACAGGAAGGUCACCAGUUAA